AUGUCGGCUGCCCGCAACUGUCGACCCUGCCCGCAAAUGUCCCAGGCUGCCCGCAAAUGCCGGUGCUGGCCGCAAAUGUCGGCUGCCCGCAAAGUGGCUGCCCGCAAAAAAUUUGCCCGCAAACUGGUUGCCCGCAAAGUGGUUGCCCGCAAGUGUGCGCCCGCCGGAAUUGUGAAUCUUGAUUCUUCGAAUAAUAAGGGUACUCUUUGGGUUUGCUAUAAAAAGAUGAAAGAAGAAAGUGAUGACUUCGAUUCUUUUGGAUUAGAUCCAGGUGCUCAACAAAAGCGAGCAAUAUAAAACUAGAUUAUCAUAACUGUUUUCGAAGCAGUAAAGUUCAUACUAGUUCAGAAGCUAAUUGAUAUGUCACUCAGUCAUGAAGUGCACAGCAUGAAAAACAUUUACGAACGACAAGAUUUCUUUUGCUUUUCUCAUUCUUUAUUAAUACAAUAAAUGUAUAUAUAAGAGCGCAAGCUAGGAAUCAAGCAUACGUCUUAUAUUCUAAAAAAAAUUGAUUAAAUUUGCGCCACAAUCCAUAAAAAUCCAAGAGUUGCACUUCAAGCACCUCCCCUGCUAAGCUUUGUGGGUUUCAUCAAGAGAAAUAAAUAAUUUGUGCCCGAUCUUUAAACGAUUAUCUCUCUGCCGGGAAAAUAAUGAGCACUCUGUCGCUUCGGAAACCGCAUCACCGCCAAGAAAAUGAAUUGUGUCGCGGCAAAAUCAAAUUGCUUUUCACUUCAGCGACCCGAUCGGCGCAGCGACAUUGUGGUCAGAAUUUUUCCGACAGACUUAUAGUAUUGUAUAUGCCACAACCUCAUAUGACGUCUGCGCACUCCAUAAGCGGUUCUUCAUUCUUCUUACUUCACAGUGAAAAAGAAGUAUGCGCCAGACAAUGGAAAUCCGACUGAUACACUCGAUGAUUUUACAUUUGACUAGAUGAAUGAAUUGAAAUAGAUGGGCAACAAAGAUAAGACACAAUCAAAUGCCCUUAAAAGAACAAGAAGAUCCUCUGCUCUCUGCUUCACUGUCACAUUCAACUUCUCCACCCUCCGUUGGCCACCUUCUUCAUUCUCAAGCAAUUUAUCUCCACAUGUAAUACACGCGGAAUAUUUGCUUUCGCUCGGGUUCAACGUGUUUGCGCAGCGGAUUUGGAAAUGUCCAGUGUGUCCCUAUCUUCUCGGGUGUAAAACAAACACGCUCGGACAAUACACGAACGGGUUUAGCGGGAAAUUAUUAUUUUUUCGUCGUUUUAUUUCUCUGGGGAGUGGUACAAGUGCGACGCUUAGAUCUUGAUGAAAGUUGGCACAAAUUAAGAAGAAUUUUUGAUAGGACAUACGUGAGAUUUUUAGCUUGCGUUUUGCCGUAACGACCGAGAUUUUUAGGUGAAAGUUGAGAAAAAUUUCGACAGUUUUUUUUGUGAAUCUUUGCAUAAGAAGCUCUCUUUGCCGCAAAGAUCGUUGAAUAUCUAGGCGGACCGUGCAAAGUGCAAGCUAACACUUUCAAAAAUUAUUUAUCGAUUUCCCGACAUUUAUUUAUGUAUUAUAUUUCGUCUAGUUCGUUCUCAAAUUGUCUGAAUCGUAAGCCUCUCACUAUUCAUAAAGCUAUCUAUGUUCACGGAAAAGUGAUUAAUCAAAACAUUUUUAAACGUGAUUAAAAUAGCUUUUCCUUUGAGAAUUUGUAAAUCUCUUUAUGUUUUUUGCGUGUCAAACGCAGGAGACUUUACUAUUACUAGUCGCGCCAUAAGGUCCGUAGAAUUUUUUUCGCCGACUUGGCGGGUGCAAUCGUCGAAAAGUGCAUGUCGCUAGUGCAAAAACGGGGAAUCGCCGCGGUGCGUGCGAAAAAGAAGGGUUGAAUGCACUGUGCAAAAUUCUACGGACUUUAUGUCGCGCCUAGUACACUGAUUCUACAAAUUUUUGCUUUUGCGUUGCAAGCGCCGCCAAAAUAUGCAGCGUAACUCUCCGCAAAACGCGGAGAGUCUUCAGAAAGAAUUCCUUUUUUGGCCAUAUCGGCCUACGGAGAAAUUGAUUUUUUGCGGAAACAUUGCGGUAGGCACAUGUACAGGGUCUUACAAAAAACGUGAAGGAAAUUGGAAGGCUAUAACUUAAGGCCGAGGUGGCGCAGAGACUUCGUAUUUGAAAUAUGUAUUUUUUAAAGACAUAAGUUUUUGUCUACGAAAUAACAAGCUCUUAAAGUGCAAACUGAGGUCGCUACGACCUUCUGAAGUAGAGGCAUCUCUACCCCGGAAACCAGGUUUUUUCGGUUGAAAAUGAACGAGAAAUUUUGGACUUUUUCGGUUGAAAAUCACCAGGAAAUGUCGGAAUUUUUGGGGGGUUUCGAUAUGGGUGAUGUUGAAAAAUAGGAGGAAAGUGCCAACACUUGCAAAUUAUGCACGUUCUCUUAAAGACUAUAUCAAGAAACCCCAAAAAAUCCGACAUUUCCUGGUGAUUUUCAACCUAAAAAGUCCGAAAUUUCUCGAUCAUUUUCAACCGAAAAAACCUGGUUUCCGGGGUAGAGAUGCCUCUACUUCAGAAGGUCGUAGCGACCUCAGUUUGCACUUUAAGAGCUUGUUAUUUCGUAGACAAAAACUUAUGUCUUUAAAAAAAUACAUAUUUCAAAUACGAAGUCUCUGCGUCACCUCCGCCGGAAGUUAUAGCCUUCCACUUUCCUUCACGUUUUUUGUAAGACCCUGUAAAAAAUUUUAUGCUAAAAUUCACAAAAAAGGGCUAAAUUCUGAUCAACUUUUGGCUUAAAAAUCUCGGUCUUUUUUGCAAAAGGAAAGCUGGAGUUCUCCCAUAUGUCAUAGAAAAAAUAUGAUGAAUUUGUCGUUAGUGUCAUCAAAAUCUUAGCGUCGCACUUUGAGCACCUCCCCAGUCAACUUUGCCAAUUAAUUUUCACCAAAAAUCUCUUUGUUUUCACUGGAUUUACCGCCGCUUUCAACACCUACUGACUGUUUAUGACGUUUCCGCCCGUGAAACCCCCAAAUCUCGUCCAACUUUCUCGAACAUCUUGCAAUUCAAUCCGUUUGGCCCACCGAAAUCCGCUGCGUUCUUUCCCGCGAAAGACAUGAUGGAUAUAGCGCUCGAUUUUGUCAUAAACUUUUUUUUGUCGCUCAGGAAUAUAGAGUGAGGAGGAAGGAGAGAGAGGGCCUCUCUUCGCCCUCCGACAGGAUCGAUGGGAGUUUUUAAGGACCACAAAAAUCUUCUUUCCAAUCUCAUUUUAUUUAUUUGCAUUCCGCCUUUCCGGCAAAUAAACUUCGAGGGGUUAAUCUGGUUUGCGAGGUGGGGAUAGGCUUCACUUUGAUGGGUUGGGGUCAGUUGAUUUUGCGGGUGAUUUGGUAAACAGAUUGCAUUACUUUUUUGGCUAUUAAUUUUUUUGGCAUUUUAAUGGAGAAGUGUUGUCAUGAUGUUAGUAUUUUUCAUAAAGUGCAUGGACAUUUGUCGAAUUAUGCACAAAAAAAAACAAUUUUUCACCGUGAAUGUCACCUUUUUUGAUGGCGAUUUUCGAUGCGACAGAGUGCCCAUUAUUUCCCCGACAAUCUGACAUUAGUAUUUUUUCAUAAAGUGCACGGACAUUUGUCACAUUGUGUACCAAAAAAAAACAAUCUUUCACCGUGAAUGUCACCUUUUUUGAUGGCGAUUUUCGAUGCGGCAGAGUGCUCAUUAUUUCCCCGACAAUCUGAAAGUAUUUUUCGUAAAGUACAUAGACAUUUGUCACGCCCCGCACUGCGCGCAAAAAACCCCCCAAUCUGGCGUGAAUGACCCCGUUUUUUUUUUGGCUUUUGCGUUGUCCGGCGAAAUGUCGCUGGACGUAAGCAAAUUUCAACUACAUCGCUACGUCGGUGCCAGGCAUUUUCACAGUGUUAUUUUUUAUCGGCUUUUUGUUUUGAUUGUCGUGCUGUGCAAAGAAACAAAAUGCACUGUGCGUUAGCGACAAGCGUAGAAAAAAUUCAAAAUGCACUGUGCGAAAGCGGAAAAUGUGCAAGCACUUUAUGAAAGUAUAUGUAUACUUCAAGUCCGUUCGCAAAGUUGCUGCUGUGAUUUUGGCGGCAUGCAUGCAAUGUGAGAAAGCAAAGGAUUAUCAGUCUGUCGGGAAAACAACGGCGAAUCGUCGCGCCUCGGAAUCGCCCAUCAUCGCUUUGCGACGGCGACCGCAGCUGGAUAUUUGGUGCGCGACAGCGGCGAGGCGAGACAUUUUGAUGCGACGAUCCGCCGUUAUUUUUCCGACAGACUGAUAUUAUUUUCAAUUUGAAAAUUUUUUUCAUAGUAUAAGGUGUCACAUCUUAUUCUUUUCAAUUUAAAAAAAAUUUUCAUCGUAUAAGGUGUCACACCUUAUUAUUUUCAAUUUGAAAAAAUUUUCAUCGUAUAAGGUGUCACACCUCAUUUUUUCAAUUUUCAAAAUGAGGGGUAGUGUUCAAAAAGGGGUAAAGUUCAUUCAAGGGGUAGAGUUGAAAAAGGGGUAAAGUUCUGAAGGGGUAAAGUUCAAAAAGGGGAAGAGUUCAGGUUCAACCCCGGCUGUCAAGCCUGCGGUACCGUAGUAUUGGCGAAAGAAAAAUUUAGAUAAAUUCCGAGAAGAAUAAUCAUUCUUUGAUGUAAGACAUCACUGACAGCCUUUCAUUAAAAGAACAAAAAUUCAAAGACGAUUACGCAUUUUGUCUCAAUGAUUCAAUGUUCAAUGUCUAUAUGUAUUUUUCUGAAUAAAUUUUGAUAAUAAUCAUAAUAUUUUUGGUAUUUUUCUGUCUAAACAUUUAGUCUUACCGUAAAAAUGACACAGGUUUAAAUAAAUUCUUUUGAAAAUUUUCACAUUUUGUUCGUAGGCCACACAACAACCCAGCAAAUUUUGGUUCGCGCUCUGCAGGGGCAGCCGAGAUAUUUUUUUGCCUACGAGAGAGUGCGCGAAAUGCAGAGACGGCGUAGAAGAAAAACUUGGUCAUAGCUUUGCCAGUUUCGUGCGGGAAAAAUUUAUGUAUGUUUUGCGGAAGCAUUACUUUCCUCGACCAAAAUCUGAGCGUCGCAUUUAAAGCAUUUCCCUUGUUAAUUUACAGCCCUUUAUGUAAGUAACGGUAAACUAGAGACGUUAUAUAAUAAUAUUUGUAGCCGUAACGGCAAAUUCAAAGCAACCGUCUCACAUUAGGCUAAAGAUAUUCUCUGACCGCAUAAUCUACAUAUUUCAAGUUUAUCAUGCAAAAGAAUGCGAGUUGAAAUGUUAAGCUGCUUUUCCGUCGUUUCUUUGUUGUUCCAUCUCCUUAUAAGCGCAUUUCUUUUUUUUAUUGUUGUGACAGGAAACUUAAUUUCAGAAACAGUUAUGUACAGAUGGUGGGUGGCUAGCCUAACGGUGUUGCUGAAUUUUGUGCAAAUCAAUGGGCAGUCAGGUAAGUAGUUAGUUACAUUCCGACGCUCAGAUUUUAUCAGUCUGUCGGGAAAAAAAUGAGACAAUGUCGCUACGUCGAUUGUGUCGCUGGAGUGAAAAGAAGUUUGAUUUUGCCGCGACAAAAUUCAUUUUCUCCGGUUUUCGAUACGACAGAUUUCUCAUUGUUUUCCCGACAGAUUUAUUAAAGCAACUGGUCGCAAAUCUAUUACUUUUUUCUAACAAAAAAGCGAGAUUAGAAUUUCUGGAUUUUGAGAACGAGCGCAGACACAAAUUUUAGUUUACAAGGAAAGUACCCCAAGUGCGACGCUCAAAUUUGAUGAAACUUGGCACAAAUUUAGAAUAAUUUUUUCUAAAAAAUAUGCGAGAAUCCUGGCUCACGCUUUGCAAAAAACAACCGAGAUUUUUAGAUCGAAAGUCGGCGAAAAUUUAAGACUUUUUGCCGAAUUUCGACACAAAAAGUUUCAUGCCUAUUUCAACCAUAGAGGGUAAUGUUUCCACAAAAAAUUAACGUUUUCCGCACGAAACUAGCAAAGCAAUGGCCAAAAAGUGCUUUUCUCUCUGACCGCUCUCCGCGUUUAGCGUACUCUCUCGGCCGCAAAGAUUGUUGAAUAUCUCGGCUGCGCCUUCAAAGCGCGAGCUAAAACUUUGAGAAAUUGAUGUUUAGUCUAUGCCCGAAGCGUGUGCAAGAUUAAAAAAAAAUCCGACCGUCGCACUUGGGGUACUUCCCCUGUUAAAAAAAUCUGCCUUGUUUUUCCCGUAGUGGGAGAAGUUUCCAAAAAAAGUUUUUUGUUUGCGCUUCACGUACUCUUUUAACCGCAAAAAUCGUUGAGUAUUCCGACCCCUUGUUAAUUCAUUUCUAAUAAAAAUUUACAAAUUAAAAUUUGUAAAUUUUCAGUAAAAUGCUUCAGUUGCGCGUCGGAGGAUAUGCGACAGGACUUUCUCAACCGACCGCGCGGUCCACAAGGUCGAGUGAAGCUGCCCAAAGUCUUUGACAACAUGUGCGAUUGGGACCUAUGGCUGCUGCGAGAAAAAGCGGUAGUGGACUGCAAUGGAGUCUGUUUCAAAUGGCAGCAGACGUUCAAUAACUCUGGUAAGACAUAUAUUUUUAUCAGUCUGUCGGGAAAAUAAUGAGCACAAUGUCACCGCGCCGAUCGCGUUGCUGGAGUGAAAAGCAAUUUGAUUUUUCCAUGACACAAUUUAUUUUUUGCGGCGAUGCGAUUUUCAAAGUGCUCAUUAUUUUCCCGACAGAGUGAUAGAUGUCAAACUUAAAAAAUUCUCUGGAUUUUUUUCAAGUUUUAUUAAAAAAAUCUCAUGGUCACACUUCAAAUUUAGUCAGAUUUUCCCGAUUUGGCCACAAUUUUUUUACUUGGCCGUUUUUAGCAAGAUUGGAAAGAUGUUGCAAGGUUUGGCCACAUUUGUUUGAUUUGGCCAUUUUUCACAAUUUUCUUUCGAUAUACUGUUCGCAAAGUCAUUCGAGUAAUUUCGAUGACGUACACUGUGCAAAAAAUCAAAUUUCACUUCGCACCGUGGAAUUCCUUGAUUUUUGUACGUGCAAUAGAUUUUUUUGGGCUGAAUCUUUCUGCACAGUGGAAAUGCCAAAAAAUCAUCAUUUCAAAUCAAAGAAUUUUAAGCCCAAUUUUGGCCAUUUCUUUCCUAAAAAACCGCAAAUAUUUGCUUCCAGGUACCCUGACCUACUCCACAAUUCGGGGUUGUCAUCCGGACAUGUUCAACAAGCCGGCCGAAAUCAAACAGGGCCAGUUGUCGCAUUGUCGGCGCAACAACGAAAAGGUGACUUGUCUCGACUUCAGCGAGAUCGCCGAGUCCUAUUGCGAGUGCGUCGGGGACCAUUGCAAUAGUGGUUAUCUUGCAACAGCAUCAUAUUUUUUGUCCUCAUUGUUAAUUUUAAGUCUAUUCGCAUAA
Molecule: messenger RNA, 7281 nt
Organism: Bursaphelenchus xylophilus (pine wood nematode)
Lineage: Eukaryota; Metazoa; Nematoda; Chromadorea; Rhabditida; Aphelenchoididae
Source: the annotation of a GenBank genome assembly